AUGGCCCCUAGUCAGGCCCAAGCCCAGAAACGGCCAACUGCUACACAACUCGCAAAAAUCGACGAUUUCGCUAUCCCAGCAGAUGAAGAAGAAUGGCAUGAGCUUGUUGCUCGCAAACCCGGCUUGAAAAAGCAAACGAUCCACACAAUCCCAGCCGACUGGCUUCUGUCCGCCUCGGAGGCCACCAAUUCUCAAUAUGCGAUGCUCCGCACAUACUCUCCCGGAGCAACGACCAUCUACGCAUUUCAGGAGGAAUGUGACCAGUUUGGGUUCACCAAUCAAGUCCUGGAUACCGCUGCGGCGCUCCUGAGUGCGUCCACUGAAUGGUGCCGGUACAUCCAAAUUAUCGAGAGCGACGAUUCUAUUGAUAACAUUCUAGCUACGAGUGACAGGAUUCACGACAGAGACCGAAUGCAGGGCAUGAUAGCCGAAGUAGGGAGUACAACGGGAAGAGCCAGACCCCAACGUAUCCCUGAACUUCCAGACGCCGAGGAUGAGGCAACUGUAAAUGCCGCUACCAUAAUUCUUCUACAAGCUAUCUCUCAAUUGGCUCACUCGAACCUAGAGUGGGUUAUGAACCGCGCGCACUUUGUAUGCGAGUUCAAGAACUCCAAAUUCAAUACGUAUACUGAUGGGGCGUUGCGAUCAAAAAGUACCACGAACAUAUUCGCAAUUGUCGAGGUAAAGAAGACAGUCCGGAGGUCGGAGAAACCAAGUAUCUUCGUCCAAGAGGCCUGCGAGCUAGCGGGGUGGUUGAUGCAUUCAUCCGCACAGAUGGCCCACUUUAACGCACACUUCAUGCUGAUUUCGCAAGACCGCCAUCAGCUUUUUGUCACCUUUGUUCCGUUCGACAAGACCUACGAAGAUUACUUGAGGAUCGGAACCAAUACCGACGCCUUCCUGGUCAUGAACACAUAUGGUCCGUUCCGCACAACCGACCCUCGAGACAUGAUGGAAUUCGGUCGAAUAAUCCUCGCUGCUAUACUAAUUGUGAAGCCGGUGUCGUGA
Molecule: messenger RNA, 1008 nt
Organism: Penicillium expansum
Lineage: Eukaryota; Fungi; Ascomycota; Eurotiomycetes; Eurotiales; Aspergillaceae
Exons: 3
Coding region: 1-1008 (335 amino acids)
Source: RefSeq, a predicted model, not a curated record